CGCUUGCGUCAUCAGAAGGCGACAUGUUUAGUUGCCUUAUUACUUACAUGCUGAACGCGUCCUUGGGACUCUUUACACUUCAGAAUAUGACUAAUUAACACUUAUUACGGUAGUUUAAUAACAGUUGCAGAAAGUAUAUAAAGUGAUGAACCGUCUUUGACUGACUGAGGAGAGAUGAGCGCUCUUAACGCCAGUGGACGCAAAGCCUGCUGGGACGCCAGAGACGAGCUGUGGAAGUGUCUAGAUGUCCAUCAGGAUCAAACAUCUGCCUGCGAGAAACACCAGCGAGAGUUUGAAGCCAAGUGUCCUGCCCAGUGGGUGAAGUAUUUCGUCAAACGGAGGGACUUCUUGAAGUACAAGGAGAAAAUACAAAACGAGGGUUAUGAACCAACUGAAGGAGCGUCAAAAUUAUAGACACGGGAGGAAAUGAAAACACUGGACUCGGACAGUGAAAACUUAUAUGAAACAUUGUGUUUUUGUCUCGUCUGAUCAUUUAUCUCAAUGCAUCUGUACUGUAUGGAGCUUCAGUGUGAUGUUUGAAAUGCAAAAUAAAUAAAUGACCCAAAAAUAAAGUGUUU
Messenger RNA from Sinocyclocheilus rhinocerous, 578 nucleotides. RefSeq names its product cytochrome c oxidase assembly factor 6 (gene coa6). The transcript has 3 exons. The record is from RefSeq and is a predicted model, not a curated record. Gene Ontology annotation, biological process: respiratory chain complex IV assembly; mitochondrial ATP synthesis coupled electron transport. Gene Ontology annotation, cellular component: mitochondrion. Bases 175 to 414 code for a protein of 79 amino acids. Lineage: Eukaryota; Metazoa; Chordata; Actinopteri; Cypriniformes; Cyprinidae.